Hyla sarda is the source of this 3314-nucleotide messenger RNA. RefSeq names its product ATPase H+ transporting V0 subunit a1 (gene ATP6V0A1). NCBI's taxonomy places the organism in Eukaryota, Metazoa, Chordata, Amphibia, Anura, Hylidae. Gene Ontology annotation, molecular function: proton-transporting ATPase activity, rotational mechanism; ATPase binding. Bases 272 to 2899 code for a protein of 875 amino acids. The transcript has 22 exons. The record is from RefSeq and is a predicted model, not a curated record. Gene Ontology annotation, biological process: proton transmembrane transport; vacuolar acidification. Gene Ontology annotation, cellular component: vacuolar proton-transporting V-type ATPase complex; plasma membrane; vacuolar proton-transporting V-type ATPase, V0 domain.
CACGGGAUUCUUCGUUUCCACACUUACAGUAAAAAGUCCGGAUAGUGAUGGCGGCCUAGGCGUCUGUGGGAUUGACCGUCUUCUUUUGUCAUUCGCUAAAGCCCGAAAGCUUGUGAAGGGGCGGGGCCAGGAGCGCCGCAUUCCCUGAGGUGGUUGUGACGUAGGGCACGUCACGGGGCUGAUCUCCAGGGGGACGGAGGAGGAAGGGGCAGCUGAUGCUGAGCUCAUCUACAAGUUUGCUUUAGGAUAAGCAUCGGGCGCAUCCACAAAAAUGGGGGAGCUCUUCCGCAGUGAAGAGAUGACGCUGGCGCAGCUCUUUCUCCAGUCUGAAGCCGCUUACUGCUGUGUCAGUGAACUGGGAGAACUGGGAAAAGUGCAGUUCCGUGAUUUAAAUCCCGAUGUCAAUGUUUUCCAGCGGAAGUUUGUCAAUGAGGUCAGAAGAUGCGAGGAGAUGGACCGUAAACUGCGAUUUGUGGAGAAGGAGAUUAAAAAAGCAAGCAUCCCAAUUCUUGACACGGGGGAGAACCCGGAGGUCCCCUUUCCUCGGGACAUGAUUGAUCUGGAGGCCAAUUUUGAGAAGAUCGAGAAUGAAUUAAAAGAGAUCAAUACCAACCAGGAAGCUCUGAAGAGGAACUUUCUGGAACUGACCGAAUUAAAAUACAUCCUGCGCAAAACCCAACAAUUUUUCGAUGAGGCUCAAUUCCAUCAUCAUCAGCAGAUGGCGGAUCCUGACCUACUGGAGGAGUCCUCUUCACUGCUGGAGCCAAGCGAAAUCGGAAGAGGAGCACCACUGAGGCUUGGGUUUGUGGCCGGCGUGAUCAACCGGGAGAGGAUACCCACCUUCGAAAGAAUGUUGUGGCGGGUCUGCCGUGGCAACGUCUUCCUUCGUCAGGCAGAAAUUGAAAACCCGUUGGAAGAUCCGGUGACGAGCGACAGCGUUCACAAGUCGGUAUUCAUCAUAUUCUUCCAAGGAGACCAGCUGAAGAACAGAGUGAAGAAGAUCUGUGAGGGAUUUCGAGCUUCUCUUUACCCUUGUCCGGAAACGCCACAAGAACGCAAGGAGAUGGCUGCAGGGGUCAACACAAGGAUUGAUGAUUUGCAGAUGGUUCUUAACCAAACCGAAGACCAUCGCCAGCGCGUCCUUCAAGCCGCUGCAAAAACAAUCCGAGUCUGGUUUAUCAAGGUCAGAAAAAUGAAGGCCAUUUACCAUACACUAAACCUGUGCAACAUUGAUGUCACCCAGAAGUGUCUGAUCGCAGAGGUCUGGUGCCCGGUGGCCGAUCUGGACUCCAUCCAGUUUGCUCUCAGGAGGGGCACGGAACAUAGCGGAUCUACAGUCCCCUCCAUCCUGAACAGGAUGCAAACUAACCAGACUCCGCCAACGUACAACAAGACCAACAAGUUCACGUACGGUUUCCAGAACCUUGUUGAUGCCUAUGGUAUUAGUACUUACCGGGAAAUAAAUCCAGCUCCAUAUACUAUCAUCACCUUCCCUUUCCUGUUUGCCGUGAUGUUUGGCGACUUUGGACAUGGAAUCCUGAUGACGCUGUUUGCUGUUUGGAUGGUCAUAAGGGAAAGCCGAAUUCUGUCGCAAAAAACAGAUAAUGAGCUCUUUAACAUGGUGUUUAGCGGCAGAUACAUCAUUCUUCUGAUGGGAGCCUUCUCCAUCUACACCGGCCUCAUCUACAACGAUUGCUUCUCUAAGGCUCUCAACAUCUUCGGUUCAUCCUGGAGCGUUAGACCAAUGUUUACCAGCCCGAAGGCCAACUGGACUGAAGAUCUUCUCAGGCAUGUCCCUGUCCUGCAGCUGGAUCCCGAUGUCAAUGGAGUGUUCAAUGGACCCUAUCCAUUUGGGAUUGACCCGAUUUGGAGCAUAGCAACGAACAAGCUGACCUUCCUGAACUCCUACAAGAUGAAAAUGUCCGUCGUCGUUGGCAUCAUCCACAUGCUUUUUGGGGUCACACUCAGUUUAUUGAACCACAUAUAUUUCAAGAAACCUUUGAACAUUUACCUUGGAUUUAUCCCAGAAAUGAUCUUCAUGGCGUCUCUCUUCGGUUACUUGGUUAUCCUGGUACUUUACAAGUGGUGCGCCUACGAUGCUGCCACCUCCAAGAGUGCCCCAAGCCUCCUCAUUCACUUCAUUAACAUGUUCCUCUUCAACUACACUGAUAAAUCUCUUCCUAUGCUUUAUAGCGGUCAGAAAGGACUGCAGUGCUUCCUGGUGGUGUGCGCCAUCUUGUGCGUGCCUUGGAUGCUGGUUGUAAAGCCCUUCAUACUUCGCCAUCAGUACCUCAGGAGGAAGCACUUGGGUACGCAUAACUUCGGAGGUAUCCGCGUUGGUAACGGCCCCACGGAAGAAGAUGCCGAAAUUAUUCAGCACGAUCAGCUGUCCAUGCACUCGGAGGAAGGCGAAGAGCUUGCGUCCCAAUUCUCCUAUCAACAAGACUCCGUAGUGAUUUCCUCCCAGGAAAUAGAUAAGGAGGAAAUUGAGGUUGCUAUGGUAACAGUGGAAUCUUUUAAUUUUGGAGAUGUCGUGGUCCACCAGGCCAUUCAUACCAUCGAGUACUGUUUGGGUUGCAUUUCCAACACAGCUUCAUAUCUCCGACUCUGGGCCCUGAGUUUGGCGCAUGCUCAACUCUCGGAGGUCCUGUGGACCAUGGUGAUGCACUUAGGUCUGAAUGUGAAGAACCUGGGUGGUGGAAUCCUCCUGGUCUUUGUGUUUGCAGCAUUUUCAACCCUCACCAUUGCCAUCCUGCUUAUCAUGGAGGGAUUGUCAGCAUUCUUACACGCCCUCCGUCUGCACUGGGUGGAAUUUCAAAACAAGUUCUUUGGCGGAACAGGGUUCAAGUUCUUGCCGUUCUCCUUCGAGACCAUCAGAGAGGGCAGAUUCGAUGACUGAGCGCGCGCCGCUCUUACCCAUCCGUGCCCCGGAACACCUCCCCAUCCCCCGUCAUCCUCUCCCAGUGGUGGUGCAGUGAUGUGAAACCUCGCCUGUCCUUCACGCUUCCUAGGCCCCCAGCAGUAGUCUCACCACGAUCCACAGGAGCCUCCCAGAAGCGGACGAGUAACAAGUACUGGCCACUAGGGGUCACUCUAUACCAAUAUAACGUAGCUGGAGAAGUAUCAUUGAUUUUAAUGUCCGAAACGGGAAGGUUCUUCAUUCGUGUUCUCCUCGCCAUCCUCUACCUCAUCGUUUUGCCCAAGGAUAGGAUUUUUUUUGUUUGUUUUCACAUUGCGUAUUACAGUGAAACCUCUUUGAGCAGACCAGGCACUAAAAAGCUGGUCUUUUCAAAGAGUUUUUUUUUUUUUUUUUU